CACACAGACUCUACACUCUACAGUCAGUGAACCACCUCACUACUAGCCCUGCAUCGCCGAUGAGUUGACAGAAUUGUCAUCUAAACACAUUGAUUCCUCAAAUUCCGCAAUCCGCAUACGAACCAAACCAAAAAAGACCAAAAACGAAGAUUAAAACACUGUUCAGUGUUCACUGUGCCCGAAUCUGUUUAUUUCCAAGUGGAAGCCUACUCGCUGGAUUAUCACUGGUCGGUUUUUCGUGUGAAAGCGGCUACCAUUGGCUGGAUUUCACGAUUUCUGAUUGGUCAAAAAUGCUAACAAAAUGGAAAAGGUUCGUGUUUUGGUCGAGUUUUUUUUACGAGCCCGCACUCGCCUAGCCCAGUCACGCAAUUAGUUGCUAUGGCAACGAAGCUAAAGUCACAGAAUCUUUGGAAAGGUAGUAUAAGUCUAGAAAUACGUGUUGUAAAUAUGGGGGAAGAUAAGGAAGAUUUAUUCAACUCCGGCGAGCUAAGAGACGCCAGAGAUUACUUAGAAAGAAAGGAUGAAGUGUCUAACACCUCGGUUUUUGACCAUUUUGCCAAAGUUUUAUCAAAUCUGUUGGAUAAACGGCCGGAGAAUGCCAUCGGUGUGUUCGAGGAUCUUAGCUUAGAAUGCAAAGCACCAAUUCCUGAUCCAGCUGACAGUAGUGACGUGCAGGAAGGUGCAAAAGAGACUGACAUCAAGACAAUAUCUGCAGCUAUCCUUACUCAAAAACUUUUUGAGAGAGAUGCUGAUCGAGAUGGUGAGAUGGACAACGAGGAGGAAAUGGAGACGGCGCUGCCAAACUUGAUGGAUCUGAACUUUUAUUUUGAGCAAGCUGCCGUAGGUUUGUCCCAGGAGGAAAUGUUUAAGAUAUGGCUUUCACUCAAGACACUAGUUGAUUCUAAACCACUACAAACUGUCAGAUUUUGGGGGAAGAUGUUUGGUUUGGAGAACAAUUAUUACAUUGCAGAAGUGGAUUAUCGUGAAGGAGGUUUGGAAGAAGAGGAAGAAGAAGAGCGGGAAAAAGAGGAAGAAGAAGCCGGCAAAGAGAAAGAGGACGACAAGGAUGAUGAUGAGGAGAAAGAGGAUGAAGAUGAUGUUCCCAAGCCAAACUGGGUUCCCCCACCAGUCAUACCAAAGGAAGAAUACAGAUCUGGCACAAAUAAAUAUAUUUAUUAUGUAUCCACCAAUUUCAAUGGUUCCUGGGUGAAGUUACCUCAUGUCACACCUGCUGAGAUUGUAGCUGCAAGACAGAUUAAAAAAUUCUUUACUGGUAGACUUGAUGCUCCGAUCGUGAGCUACCCUCCUUUUCCUGGUAACGAGGCGAACUUCCUUCGUGCCCAGAUCGCGCGAAUCACGGCUGGCACUCACAUCAGUCCUGCAGGUUAUUAUGCAUUUGAAGACGAGGAAGAGGAGGAAGAAGAAGAAGUUCGCGAAACGUACGUGAUCAAUCCGGAAUUCGAGGGAGUCAACCCUCGGGAAUUGAUGGAUACCACGGUGAACAGCUGGGUUCAUCACUGUAUGAAUAUCUUACCUCAGGGUCGUUGCAUCUGGUUCAAUCCUGUGACAAAGAAUGAAGACGAUUUUGACGACGAGGAAGCCGAAGAGGAGCAAGAGGAGAUUGAAGAACCUCAACCUGAAUCUGGGCCACCUCUCUUAGCUUCUGUAAACGAAGACGAUGAUGUGAACAAUCUACCAGCGUGGACUCCAUAUCUUUCUUCAAACUUCCUACCACAGUACGCUGUUGCUGUAAUGAGAUCAAACCGCUGGCCUGGCGCCUUCGCCUUUGCGCAUGACACAAAAUUCGAAAACAUCUAUGUUGGUUGGGGUCAGAAAUACAUCCCACAUGGUUACACCCCCCCGUCCUUACCACCAGUUAUGGAGGAAUUCCCGGUGGGGCCGGAGGUGACAGAGAUAGACGACCCCACGGUCGAAGAAGAGCAAGCGGCCAAAGCUGCAGAAGAGGAAGCUAUGGAGCCUGGGGAGGACGGUGAUGACGUAGACGAUGAAGACGACGAUGAUUGAUGCACAUCUCUUGAACGGAAGAAUUGGUGUAAUACUUGUAAAUAGGUGUAAAUAUAGUAUAUCCUAUAUUUGGUAUAUAUAUACAGCAUUAUAUGCACACACGCGAAAAUUUAGGAAUAAAUCUUUUAUCCGUGGACUUUCUGCCACAGCUACUUUAUAU
Messenger RNA from Dendronephthya gigantea, 2185 nucleotides. Its product is annotated as radial spoke head protein 6 homolog A-like. Gene Ontology annotation, cellular component: radial spoke; axoneme. The record is from RefSeq and is a predicted model, not a curated record. The coding region runs from base 379 to 2025 and encodes 548 amino acids. Gene Ontology annotation, biological process: cilium movement involved in cell motility; axoneme assembly; cilium assembly. Lineage: Eukaryota; Metazoa; Cnidaria; Anthozoa; Malacalcyonacea; Nephtheidae. The transcript is spliced from 15 exons.